AUUAAUUCCAGCAUAUUGUCAAAAGAUGAAAAGUAGACUUGAGAUGUUGAACGACUCCCUUGUGGAAACAGACCAUUUUCAGAAGAAGAUAGUUCUUCCGUACUUCAAGGAUAUCUACAAGGAUCUUGCAAGCAGAUCUGAGGAUCCUGAUAAAGGAAUUGAAAAAAUAAAUUUGUUACAGUACUGAGACCUUCCUGGAGUCUAUGGUGAUAGAAUUUUUGCUAUCCUCGAUACAGAUGGUUCAGGAUUGAUUGAACUCAAAGAGUUCUUGGUUGGGUUCUUCCGCGUAUACUGCUCAGACUUUGAAACAAACAUGAAGCUUGCUUUUGAGUUCUACGAUUUUGAUAAAGAUGGAUUUAUCACUGAAGAUGAUGUAUCCCUCGUUCUUUCUUAUGCAGACAUUCAUACCAAAAACGAAGAUGAUCAAGAAGAAGAGAAAUAUGCUCGGAGAAAGUCUCAAAGCCCUAGGAAUCAUGACUUCAAUGAUAGAAUAGAGAAUCAAAAGGAAAUAGGAAAAAUCAUUGAAGUAAUGUUCAAGGACAAAGAUAAACUGAAUUAUGAAGAAUUCAAAGAUUUCAAUACCAGCAAAUCCUCAGAAACAAUAUUAUGUGUUCUGAAAUCUUUAAAGCAGAACAUUCCCUGCACUGAUAAUUUCUACAAAUAUCUAAAAGACUACAGAAAAGAUAUGAAUAGCAAGAGUACUAGUCCUCCUAGUCUCAUGACUAGCUCUCCCAUUGCUAACCCAACGUCCAAAACCUUCACAGCUACUUCACCUUCUGCAGGAGAGACAAAGGCUAAGUCCUUCCUUUGGAAUGCUGCCAAGAAGAUAAAAAGCCCAGGCGUGGCUACUCCCAAAGAUCCGGCAAAAUUGACAAAAGAAGAGCUAGAAGAGAACAUAAAGAAAAAUGCCACAAAACUGAAAAAUCCAAAAGCUCAUCGCAAAGAAAAGCUCAUGAGACAAGCAACUAUCAAGGAGGAAGACAAGGAAAAGGAUAUCAACUCUAGAGCUAUUCGGAUGAAGAACUGUACUAAGCUCAGCAUAGACGCUAAAGCAGCAGAGACUGAAGGCAUUUUCACAGCUGAAAUAAUGUCUCCAACCUCAUAUUUUUCCAAAGGAGAAACAGUCUCUAAGAUAUGCGUCUGCGGAAGAAAUGAUGUAGAAGAAGGCAAAGAAUACUGUUUUGAAUGAGAAGAAAAUCAAGGCCAAGAAGCUAUGAGCGGUUAUAUGUACAGAAAGACCAAGGAUAAGUCUCGCAUCAAGAAGUACUUCUACAAGAUCAUUGGCACUGAGAUGUACUCCUACAAGAACGAGGAAUCUAAGACCCAUAAAACCAUGCACUCAAUGCUUGGAGUUUAUAUAUCCGAAGAAAAAGAUGAGAAAAUGAGUGACGGAAGUGGUAAAAAUCUCACUCUUUAUCCUAUUAAACUAGUCUUCCCUCAGAAGUAUAGAUUAUAUUACUUCCUCAAUGAUGAUGAAAGAAAUGACUGGAUCAAAGCAUUAAGAGCUGCAGCAGGAUAUAGGUCAGUAGCAGAUUACUAUGAUGUGUCCAAGAAAGUACUCGGAAAGGGAAAGUUUGGAAUAGUGAAGCUUGCUACACAUAAGAAAACUGGUAAAGAAGUCGCUAUUAAAAUGGUAUCAAAAACUCAGAUGUCUCCAGAAGACUUAGAGCUGCAAAGAAAUGAAAUAGAGAUCCUCAAAGUGUGUCAACAUCCUAGUAUUAUUAGGCUUCUUGAUAUUUUCGAAAAUGAGACAGAUAUUUAUCUAGUAAUGGAAUAUAUGAAAGGAGGUGACUUAUUUGAUUAUCUUCAAAGAAGAGAUUUUACUAUUCCAGAAGAUCUUGCUUGUGACUUUGCUCAUCAAAUAGCUACUGCUAUCUUUUAUCUCCAUUCAUACGGUGUAGCACAUAGAGAUCUGAAACCAGAGAACAUCAUCGUUAGCGAUGACACCGAGUCACCUGAAAUUAAAAUCACAGAUUUUGGUCUUAGCAAAAUUGUAGGCCCAAAAGAAACAAGCAAAGAGCCAUUUGGAACCCUAAGUUAUGCCGCUCCUGAGAUUCUUCAAGGACUGCAAUAUAAUAAAUCUGUUGACAUCUGGAGUUUUGGAAUAAUCGUCUUCCUAAUCCUAAGCGGAUGUCUUCCAUUUGAUGACGAUGAUGACAAACUCACUGCUCACAACACCGUUUAUAAAGACCCAGAUCUGUAUGGUGAUCAUAUGAAAGGAGUCUCCAAAGAAGCAAUUAGCUUGAUCAAAAGCUGCCUAGAAAAAUCGCCUGACGAAAGAAUAAAAAUAAUGAAAAUCCUCGAACACAAAUGGUUUGCAAAUGCCAACAAAGAGCUUGCUGCAAUGAGAAAAGGUACUGAAAAAACAGGAAAAGCCUUCAAGGCUUAUACCUCAGGUUUGCGCUAUAAAUCAGAUGAUGAUUCAGAUAACUAAGAGUUUCAUUAUUACUAAAAGUGGUGAAUUAUUCUAUACAUA
Molecule: messenger RNA, 2476 nt
Organism: Moneuplotes crassus
Lineage: Eukaryota; Ciliophora; Spirotrichea; Euplotida; Euplotidae
Source: the annotation of a GenBank genome assembly